CACUUACCCGAGAUUUCAUGGCUAAAAAGUUAGCUUCCAUACGUCAUGAAAACAAAACGGUGCUUCAUCCUCGACUUGGUUGUUUAGCAUUGACUAUUCAAGCCAUAUUAAUCAAUUUUCAUAUGCUUAUAAAAGGGACAUAUUACACUCGUGGUCUCCAGAAUGCCGCCCGUGUGAAUUUGAAGACUGUGAGCAUUUAAGGAUACAACAGAGACGAAGACGACAAUGAGGCUAAAAACAACGUUGCAAAGGGAACCAAAACAUAAGGAUCUUGUAAGUUGUUUAGGUUGGACCACAGCAGAUGAGCUGUACUCUUGCAGUGAUGAUCAUCAGAUACUCAAGUGGAACCUGGUGAACAAUGAAACCAAUCUUGUUGUCAAACUGUCAGAGGACAUCUACCCCCUGGACAUGCACUGGUUCCCCAAAACCGUUGGUGGAAAGAAACAAAGCCAAGCUGAGAUCUUUGUCCUCAGCAGCACCGAUGGUAAAUUCCACCUGGUUUCCAAAAUUGGGCGAAUAGAGAAGAGUGUCGAUGCACACAAAGGCGCGGUCUUAGCAGGAAGAUGGAACCACGAUGGAACCGCUCUUGUUACAGCUGGAGAAGAUGGGCUGAUUAAGAUCUGGUCAAAAGUUGGGAUGCUGCGUUCAACUCUAGCAAACCAAGGGUCUCCUGUUUAUUCGGUGGCUUGGGGUCCAGAUUCCGACAGAAUACUUUACACUUCAGAGAUGCAGCUAACCAUCAAACCUCUCCAGCCAAGUGCCAAAGUCAUGCAGUGGAAGGCUCAUGAUGGAAUUGUUCUUAAGGUGGACUGGAACUCUGUCAACAGUCUCAUUCUGUCUGGUGGUGAAGAUUGUAAAUAUAAGGUAUGGGAUAGCUUUGGGCGUCUGCUUCACUCAUCAAGCCCUCAUGACUACCCCGUCACCUCUUUGUCCUGGGCUCCAGAUGGUGAAAUGUUUGCUGUGGGUUCCUUCAACACCCUACGGCUCUGUGACAAGACAGGAUGGUCGUACGCAGUGGAGAAGCCUCACACGGGCAGUUUGUUCAGCUUAGCCUGGUCUGCAGACAGCACUCAACUGGCAGGGGCCUGCGGAAACGGACAUGUCAUCUUUGCCCAUGUGGUGGAGCAGUGCUGGGAGUGGAAGAACUUUGUCAUCACUCUGACCAAAAGGAGAAGCAUGCAGGUGACAAACGUGAUGAAUGAUGCAGUUGAUAUAUUAGAGUUCAGGGAUCCCGUCAUAAAAGCCUCACUUGCGUUUGCUCAUUUGGUGGUCGCUACUUCUCUGCAGUGCUACGUUUACAGCUCAAGAAACUGGAAUACUCCUCUCAUCUUUGACCUGAAGGAGGGAACAGUCAGCCUCAUCCUGCAAGCAGAGAAACAUUUCUUACUUGUGGAUGGAGCUGGCCUAUAUAUAUUCUCCUACGAGGGUCGCCUGCUCUCCUCGCCCAAGUUCCUGGAUAUGAGAGCUGACAUUCUCAAUGCUCAAGUCCUCUCCCUUUGUGAUGACACCAUCGCCAUUCGAGACAACAGAGACGAAAAAGUCAUCUUAUUCUUUGACGUCUCGAGUGGAAAAGCUGUUGGAGAUGGGAAUCCCUUAACUCACAAGCUGGAGGUGGUGGAAAUAGCUCUGGAUCAGUGUGGCCCAGCCACUGACAGGAAAAUUGCACUGAUAGACAAAAACCGUGACCUGUACUUGGCCUCUGUGCGUCAUUUCGGGCGAGAACCCAAAAUCUGCAAAACUGGCACUAUGGUGGACAAUAUAGCAUGGAAUGAUUCUGCAAACAUCCUUUGUGGAAUCCAAGACAAUAAGCUCACUGUGUGGUGUUAUCCAAGUGUCGUCUUUACUGAUAAGGAGCUGCUACCCAAAACACUGCACAUACGGGACAGCAGUGACUUCAACAGCGUGCCCCACAUCCUCAACUUUUUUGGGACCAAAGUGACACUCCGCCAAGGAGACGGCUCUCUGGUUUACAGCAGUGUGCCACCAUACACUGUGCUUCUACAUGAAUACUGCAGCUCUGCACGCUGGGAGGACGCUCUGUGUUUAUGCCGAUUAGUCAAAGACCAGUCUUUAUGGGCGUGUCUUGCUAGUAUGGCCAUGGCAAACAGGGAACUGACCACAGCGGAGAUGGCCUAUGGUGCCAUUGGAGAGUUACCAAGAGUGGAGUACAUCAAGACUAUCAAAGAGCAGCCUUCUAAGGAGUCGGCUUUGGCCCACAUGCUGCUGUUCAGUGGUCAGGCCCAGGAAGCUGAGUCAGCUCUGCUGCAAGCUGGUCUCAUCUACCAAGCCAUACGAGUGAACAUUGACCUUUUCAACUGGGAGAGGGCGCUGGAGCUGGCAGUCAAACACAAAACCCAUGUGGACACUGUGCUGGCCUACAGAGAGAAGUUCCUACAGAAGUCUGGCAAAAAGGAGACCAAUAAGAGGUUCCUGCAUUACUCUGAAGGGGUUGAUGUGGACUGGGAGAAUAUCCGGGCAAAGAUAGACAUGGAGCUGUCUAAAGAGAGGGAAAAGGCUGCAAACGUCUCUGUGAGGAGCAGCGGGGCUUCAUACCGUUGACGUUCAGAUUUUAGUUUUACAAUUACAUCCGUCAGAGUUAUAUGAAAUAUUUACCUGUAGCACCAUGUCCACCAUAAACUACAACUUCACAAGACCAAAUAAGCCGACAAAAUAUACCGACCAUGUGACUGUUGACUGGCUUUACCCUGCGUGAACCCUUGUGACCCCCUGUGCCCUGAAACACAUUGAAGUGACACUUCAAGACUUAUCAGCGACAACAAACUGCUUCUACAAAGAUGUUUUCAGAUGUACACCCAUUCUUAAAAAGUUUUAUACGACAAUUAUAUUAUCAUAAAAGAUUGGUAAGAAUACGAGCUUCCAUAUCAGUUUCUCUUUUCCAAAAAUGUUACGAGCUGGCUGCAUAAGUCACUUCCUUCAAGUGUGAAGCCUAAUGACAUUUGCUGCAUCCUAACGCUCUGUGGUUUGCUGCUUUAUACUUUUUUCUCACUUGUUCCAUUUCUACUGUGCAACUGUCCAAAAUCAAUUUACGCAUAAUAACUGGGCAAAAACAGAAAUCACUGCAAAUAUGUCUGUGUCCAAUUUGUCUGCCACAGACUGCUUUAAACUCACAUGCUGGUUCCCUCAUGGAUGUUUUUGUAACUUCUACCUGCUUCUGUGUACUCCAUGGUUUCCAGAAAUUUCUCAGUCAUGAAAGCACAUCAGACAUACCUGUGAAUGGGAGGCUGGAACAAGUGGAUGAACCUGAUGCUUUACAGUAGUUAUAUAUGAAGAAUGUUUUUUUAAAUACAUUUGAUAUAAACAGUCUCAGUUCUCAUUUCUUACAAGCUUAAGUUUGUUAUAUAUAAUAUAUAUAUAGAAUAUUCAUGUACUUUUUAAUUAAAUUAGUGUUCUUCUGCAAUGUUUCAACACAUUUCCUUCUACGCUUAGGGGAAUCAUUAAACCUAUGCAGUGCAGCUCCACCCUCUGGUUGGCAGAAGACCAGUCCAUCUUUUAGCCUGUCCUACCUGCCUCUCCUGUCUUUAAGGGAUAACUUCAUGCUAACGACCAUUCUGGAACAGUAGUUCAAACUGUAAAUUUGUAAAGGUUUCCACUCAAAAAUAUUGAAAAAGAUGUCUUUCUUUUUAGACGUUAUCUUUUUUUUAUAAAUUACUCACUAAUGAGAUGCUUUUCUAUCUAUGACCAAUAAAGUUCUGUUUGUUGUCUCAAA
This is a messenger RNA of Oryzias melastigma (Indian medaka), 3727 nucleotides long. It is a transcript of the gene ift80, whose product is annotated as intraflagellar transport 80 homolog (Chlamydomonas). Gene Ontology annotation, molecular function: protein binding. The coding region runs from base 226 to 2559 and encodes 777 amino acids. The transcript is spliced from 20 exons. The record is from RefSeq and is a predicted model, not a curated record. Gene Ontology annotation, biological process: cilium assembly. Gene Ontology annotation, cellular component: centrosome; cilium; intraciliary transport particle B. NCBI's taxonomy places the organism in Eukaryota, Metazoa, Chordata, Actinopteri, Beloniformes, Adrianichthyidae.